Macadamia integrifolia is the source of this 682-nucleotide messenger RNA. RefSeq names its product egg cell-secreted protein 1.2-like. NCBI's taxonomy places the organism in Eukaryota, Viridiplantae, Streptophyta, Magnoliopsida, Proteales, Proteaceae. Gene Ontology annotation, biological process: double fertilization forming a zygote and endosperm. The record is from RefSeq and is a predicted model, not a curated record. The transcript has a single exon. Bases 239 to 682 code for a protein of 147 amino acids.
UGUGGUGAACCUAAAAGCCAAGUUGAAGCCUUGAAUUGAAGCUUGACAUCAGUGGGUGGGAGACGAAGUGGAAAGAAUUCUCAUAACAGUUUUGGAGUCUUAUGGUCUCCUCCAUUAUUAGCCCAAAUCACUACUCAGAAGUAUGUCCUAUAUAAGAGCAACCUUUCCAAUUGUUCAAGCACAAAUCAUACCAAUCUCUAAAAUCCUUUUCUCCUCAAUCACUUGGAAUUAAGAUUCCAUGGAUCUCAACAAUUUGGUUACCUUGUCACUCCUGAUAUCAUGCUUCAUUGGUGCAAUUGGUACGGUGGAUGGACGAGAACUGCCACCACUUAAGCCCGGACAAGACCUCGCAGUUCGGCUAGAAGGCGACGGCGGUGACGGAGGGGGUGGCAUGGUGGAAUGCUGGAAUGCACUGCUAGAGCUACGAUCAUGCACUAACGAGAUCAUAGUCUUCUUCCUCGAGGGUGAAGCUUAUCUUGGCCUCGACUGCUGCCGAGCCAUUCGUGUCAUUACUCGUCAGUGUUGGCCAUCUAUGCUUACCAAUCUGGGUUUCACUGCCGAGGAGGGUGACAUUCUCAAAGGCUACUGUGAUUCGUCGUCUCCCUCUCCUACCCAAUCCCCUGCUCAAUCUCCCCUGUUUUCUGUUCCACCUCCUGCUGGUCUUAUUGCUGUUGUUGGUUAA